AUGUCGAAACCAGAAACACCUUUUGGCAAACAAUUUCGUGCAAAAUACUUUACCAAUCUUGAUAAGGAUGUUUAUCCUGUCAAUCAUGGCUCUUAUGGUCUCUCGCCAGCUCCAGUACAGGAAAAGUACAUUGCUGCAAUCAACAAGAAUACUCGGUACCUUGACCGAUUUUACAAGGUGGAACAAAAGCAACUAUACAUUGCUGCAUUGAAAGUGAUUGCAAAAGUAUUGAAUUGUGACUAUCACAAUUUGGCAAUCACCGAUAAUGCAACCACUGGUGUCAAUACUGUGUUGAGAAGUUACCCUUUUGCUAAAGGUGACAGUAUUGUUAUUCAAAGCACAGUUUAUGGAUCAUGUGGUAAUACUGUCAAGUUCUUGAAGGACAACUAUGACAUAGAUUACCACAUUGUUAAUGUAAACUAUCCAACUACGAAUAAGGAAAUUGUCGACUUAUUUGACAAAAGGUUUAAAGAGGUUAAACCAAAAUUAUGUUUGUUUGAUGUUACUACAUCAAUGCCUGGUGUUAUAUUCCCUUACAAAGAGAUGGUCAAGUUGUGUAAAGAUUAUAAUGUGUUGUCCUUGGUUGAUGGGGCCCAUGGUAUCGGAAGUAUUCCUCAAGACCUUGGUUCGCUCGAGCCAGACUUUUACGUUUCCAAUUUGCACAAAUGGUUUUAUGUGCCUCUUGGCUGCUCAGUAUUGUAUGUUGAUCCUAAACACCAUAAAAAUGUCCAUACUUUACCUAUAAGUCACUCAUACUUGCCAGCCACUGCUGAGUUAUCGGCUGAAGAUGAAAGAAAUAGAUUGAUUGAUAGGUUUUUCUUUACUGGUACCAAAAAUCUUGCUUCGAUUCAAGUGAUCCCUGAUGCAUAUGAAUUUAGGGAAAACGUAUGUGGUGGUGAACAAGCCAUUUACGACUACUGUCAUAAUUUGGCUUUGACGGUGGGUGAUGUUGUUUCCAAAAAAUGGGGUGGAACUCAAGUAUUGGACCAAAUGGGUGGUGUGACACAAAUUGGUACCAUGGUAACCAUUGAGAUACCUACCAAGGGAUUCCCCUCUAUAGUUGAAAAUUGGUCAAAAUUGGAUGAAGUAGUGUACAAGAGAUGCAUUGAAGAUUACAAGGCCUAUACGCCUUGUGUUGUUCAUAACGGCAAGUUGUGGGCUAGAUAUUCGUGUCAAGUAUAUAACGAGUUGGAGGAUUAUGAGUUCGCUAGUGACGUUUUGCUCAAGGUGUUGAAGGAAGUUGCUAAGGAGCACAAUCUCUUAGUUUAA
Messenger RNA from Lodderomyces elongisporus, 1269 nucleotides. RefSeq lists its product as uncharacterized. Bases 1 to 1269 code for a protein of 422 amino acids. The transcript has a single exon. Lineage: Eukaryota; Fungi; Ascomycota; Pichiomycetes; Serinales; Debaryomycetaceae. The record is from RefSeq and is a predicted model, not a curated record.